Messenger RNA from Sorex araneus (European shrew), 4159 nucleotides. RefSeq names its product lipin 3 (gene LPIN3). Lineage: Eukaryota; Metazoa; Chordata; Mammalia; Eulipotyphla; Soricidae. The transcript has 20 exons. Gene Ontology annotation, molecular function: transcription coactivator activity; phosphatidate phosphatase activity. The record is from RefSeq and is a predicted model, not a curated record. Gene Ontology annotation, cellular component: nucleus. The coding region runs from base 143 to 2671 and encodes 842 amino acids. Gene Ontology annotation, biological process: cellular response to insulin stimulus; positive regulation of transcription by RNA polymerase II; triglyceride biosynthetic process.
UGGGAUCUCACCCGGUCCUAAAGGAGCCGGAAGCGCCUAGUGAGUGCUGGGCCGAGGACACUUGCCAGCUGACCCUGUGCACUCACGUAGAGGCGGCGGCUCCGGGCCCGGAGGUCCAGUGGGCAGUUCCCCAGCACCAGCGAUGAACUAUGUGGGGCAGCUGGCGGAGACGGUGUUUGGGACGGUGAAGGAGCUGUACCGGGGCCUGAACCCGGCCACGCUGAGUGGUGGCAUUGAUGUGUUGGUGGUGCGGCAGGAGGACGGCUCCUUCCGGUGCUCCCCCUUCCACGUGCGCUUCGGCAAGCUGGGCGUCCUGCGGUCCCGGGAGAAGGUGGUGGACAUCGAGAUCAAUGGGGAGCCAGUGGACUUGCACAUGAAGCUGGGGGACAGCGGGGAGGCCUUCUUUGUCCAGGAGCUGCAGGAUGAGGAGGAACACGUGCCCCCCCGCCUGUGCACUUCCCCCAUCCCUUGGGGGGGCCUGCCUGGGCUCCCCUCGGGUUCCCAGGUGGGCACAGCCAGCGAGCCUGAGGCCAUCAUGGGGGGCACAGCCUCCACGGGGCGGAAGAAGAGGCGUCGCCGGAGGAAACCGCGGCGGAAGGAGGAGGCCGUGGCGACCGACUCGAGUUCCGAGGAGCUGGAGGCAGGCACCGAGCCUGAACUGUCCCCACCGGAGAAGCCGAGGCCGGAGCCCAUGGGCAGCGUCCAGUUGGAAGGGGAGUCCUCACCACAGCCCAAAGACAUCUACCACUACUCGGAUGGCGAGUGGCCCCCCCAGACCAGCCUCUCGUCCGGUGAUCUGACAUCCCCCAAGAGCGACUCUGAGCUGGAGCUGCGGACCCCCGAGCCCAGCCCCCUGCGAGCCGAGUCCCACAUGCAGUGGGCCUGGGGGAGGCUCCCUAAGGUGGCCAAAGCCGAGCGCACGGAGUCCUCGGCCCUCCCCGAGAGCCGCAUGGGAGACGUUCCUUCCCAAGGAGAGCCCAGCGCGCCUCCCCCUCCCGGGCCCGCUCUCAGCCCUGGGACCCCCCCAGUCCUGCACACGGGGCCUGACGCUGAGCUCCCGCCUCCCACAGAGGGGCCUGUGGUGGUGGUUUCUCCUUCCCAGCCCAAGCCUCACAGUGCCCGGGACCCCGGCCCCCCUCUUGCCUCGAAGUCCUGGAGCUGGGCAGCCCUGGAGGCCCCCGCUCCUCCCCGGCCACCAGAGGGGAUCUCCGGGAGGAAAGGCUCGCUGAGGAGAAGCCAGCACCUUGGCCCCAGUGACAUCUACCUGGAUGACCUUCCCUCCCUGGAUUCCGAGAACGCUGCCCUGUACUUCCCCCAGAGCGACAGCGGGCUGGGCGCCAGGAGGUGGAGUGAGCCCAGCAGCCAGCCGCCCCCGGGGGACCCCAACCCUGAGCAGGAACCGGAGCCCAGUCGGGACACAGUUGACACGGUGGCGCUGUCCCUGUGCGGGGGCCUGGCCGACAGCCGCGACAUCUCCCCAGAGAAGUUCCGGCAACACGCGGUAACCUACCAAGACCUCACCCAGAACCCCGGCCUGCUGGAUGACCCGAACCUGGUGGUGAAAAUGAAUGAGAAACACUACAGCUGGGCGGUGGCUGCCCCCAUGAUCCUCUCCCUGCAGGCCUUCCAGAAGAACCUGCCCAAGAGCACGGUGGACAAGCUGGAGAAGGAGAAGAUGCCGCGGAAGGGGGGCCGCUGGUGGUUUUCCUGGCGCCGCAGGGACUUCUCAGCUGAGGAGCGCAGUGCCCAGAGGGAGAAAACCAAAGCCCGGGAACAGCAGGGGGAGAAGACGGACGUCCUGAGCAGUGAGGAUGACGCCCUGGACAGCCCUGUGGUCCUGGAGGUCCCCUCUCUGCCACCCUCGCCGCCAGCCUACACGCCGACCUACAAGAAGUCACUCCGCCUCUCCUCUGAUCAGAUCCGGCGGCUGAACCUGCAAGAGGGGGCCAAUGACGUGGUCUUCAGCGUGACCACCCAGUACCAGGGCACCUGCCGCUGCACGGCCACCAUCUACUUGUGGAAAUGGGAUGAUAAGGUGGUCAUCUCCGACAUCGAUGGCACCAUCACCAAGUCAGACGCCCUGGGCCACAUCCUGCCCCAGCUGGGAAAAGACUGGACACACCAGGGCAUCACCAGCUUGUUCCACAAAAUCCACCUAAACGGGUACAAGUUCCUGUACUGCUCGGCGCGCGCCAUCGGCAUGGCUGACCUCACCAAGGGGUACCUGCGGUGGGUUAGCGAGCGGGGCUGUGGCCUUCCCAGAGGCCCCAUCCUGCUGUCUCCCAGCAGCCUCUUCUCCGCCCUCCACAGGGAGGUGAUCGAGAAGAAGCCAGAGGUGUUCAAGAUCGCCUGCCUGAGCGACAUCCAGCAGCUCUUCGGGGGCCGACAGCCCUUCCACGCCGCCUUUGGGAACAGGCCCAACGAUGUCACAGCCUACCGGCAGGUGGGCCUCCCCAAGUCCCGCAUCUUCACUGUCAAUCCCCGGGGAGAACUCAUCCAGGAGCUCAUCAAGAACCACAAAUCCACGUAUGAGCGGCUCGGUGAGGUGGUGGAGCUCCUCUUCCCCCCCGUGGCCCGAGGCCCCCGCGUGGGCCUGGCUGACCCCGAGUACAGUGACUUCUGCUACUGGCGACAGCCCCCGACCACAGUGGACUUUGACGCCCUGGCCUGAACCUGCCCUGCCUGACUCCCUCCAGACUCGGCCUGGAACUAACUGCGGGUCCCGGAGCCUUGGGGGUGCCAGCUUGGCUGCCACAGGACCAAGACCUCCCCCCCCCCCCCAAGGAAGGGGCAGAGUGUGGGCUGCCCCGCACAGACCCACCUGCUCCUCCGUCCGGGCCUGCUGCCAGGCCUCAACACCACCCGAGCCAGAGGCCAUCGUUGACCGUCACCCAAGCGGGCUGCUCUGUACCCCGGGGUAUCUGUCCCUGUCACCCUGGGCAACAACUCCUGGUCAGGCGGUGUCUGGGGCGCCCCCGAGGCUUGGACAUGCAGGGAGGAGGCGUGAUCAGCCUCAGGGACAAGGUGACACGGUUCCCUUUGUCUCCUCUUUGGGGAGCUUCAACCCAGGCCCCGGCUCCUGCCCCCAUUUCUUUUGGUUUUUGGUGGGGUCGAGGGCUUGGGCUACACCCUUUGGUGCUCAGGGGUCACUCCUGAUAGUGUUCAGGGUAUCAUAGGGGGUGCCAGGAUCAAACAGGCAAGUGCCUUAACCCCCAUCCUCUCUGGCCCCCUUCUCUCAGCUCUUUUUUGGGGGAACCCCAAGGGGAGUGGCAGUGUUCAGAGUUUAUUCCUGGCUCUGGCUCUGUGCCCAGGGGUCACUCCUGGCAGUGCUCAGGGGACCCUACACAGUACCAUGGUAUCUCACUAGGGUCAGCUGCAUGCAAAGUGAAUGCCUUAACCCCAGACCCUCUCUGGCUCCCGCCCUCCAGGAGCUCCCACAUACCCAUGGGGUGCCUGUUUAUCAUUCUGGGCCACAAGCCCUAAUACUCCAGCACCCUCAGGCAUCGGAAUCAACCUCACCAGCACCCAGGAGGCUGCCUCCCCUGUUCCCCUGGGGCUACAGCCCCACACCCGGCCAGGCAGCCUUACCCUCCAGCCGUCCCCACCCCCACCCCAGUCUCUGCCCAUCAGUGUGCUCACGUAGCUGCUGAGCAGGGACCGGAAGCUCUCAGCACCUCCCCUCCUGUCUCGGGGGCAGAGAAACACCCACCAGCUGGUUAGAAGCUUUAAUCCAGGCCCGCCCUCCAAAUAGCACCAAGUGGGGGUCGGGGCAGGAUAGCACCUGUGGAGAAACCCAAAGGCAGGUCUAUGCGUGAACCCCCCCCAUACUGUCCAGCAGCCCAGGAGGACCAGGAGGUGGCCAGGAGGAGCAGCAGAGGUGGCUCCCAAGAGCCAUGUGGCUGCACGACUUUCCAGGGGUGUCGGCCCAGCACCCGAGUUCCAUCCCACCCCGAGCUAGGGUUUUGCAAAGGUGCCGGAACCCUUCCCCUCCCAGGGGGGUCUGGUCUCCUCCAGGCCACUCUGCCGACACAACCCCCCCCCACCACCACCACUGGGGGAGAGAUUCACCCCCACAAAGGAAAUGAGGAACUGUGGGGGCUGACGUGCCCUGAGCACAUCCUUGGGGAAGGAAGGAAGAGAAUCCAAUGGCUCGAACUGA